AAAUGCAUACUACGACGUAAAGUUUCACUUAUUGCCGCGGCAUAUACGAGCUGAUGAGCUCUAACAAACCGAUGCGCGCGUUUAUAAUGACAACACUGAGGUGAACACAGAUCAACUAGAUCAUAAAAGCUCUGAGAACAACUUAAUAAAAUUCAACUUGCUUUUUUAAAAACAACAUCGAGGAUCAACAUGACAGCAACAACUAGUAGCAGGGAUAAAAUUAACGCGUCGCUAAAUGAUUUAAUGCGCUGUCUGCCAUCACACGUCUACUCUCUGGAUGAGAUCCCCUCAUCAGUGCCAACGGGAUUCUCUGAUGUGGAUGUGGGGGUUUGUUCUGACCAGUUCAGUGAGGCGUCGGGAGGUUGCAUGAGCACCGACAGCUUCGGCGUGGAAAAACGGGUCCUUGAUCUGACAGACCCGAACAGGUUUACUCCACACAGUGCGCCUGUCGCCUACACAGGGAAAAUUUCCAUCGACGCGCAAGGAAGUUGGAACCAAGAGGGAAUAAUCAACUUUGUCAGUGCAGGAGUGCAAGAUAGGCCACCUUCCUCGGGAUCAUUCUCCACGGGUUCUCCCGCAGGUCCCACUCCAGACUGCUCCAAAAUAGGCCAAACUCUUCCCAACAUGGAGCAUAUAUACACAGGCCCGCCCCCUUACACCUGUAGUGCCGAAGGUUACCAGGACCCCUCGGUCUACCUAUCGACCACUACGUGCCCCAUAACAUACGCCACUCCGUCCUACUCAGCCCCAAAACCAACUAUAGACGGGGCGCUUUUCUCCAUUAUUCCCGAUUAUGGAGGUUUCUAUCAGACCAGCAACAGCCAAAGGGACAACAUGGCUGCAUUUCAGGACAUUAAGCCAUUUUCUUGCUCUUUGGAGUCUAUUAGAGUCCCACCACCUUUGACUCCCUUGAACACCAUAAGAAAUUUUACUUUGGCGUGUCCGGUAGACGGGUCAAGGCCGCCUAUGGACGGCACCAAUCCGCAAAACGUCCCACUGAGGCCAAUAUUGCGGCCACGGAAAUACCCGAACCGACCGUGCAAGACGCCGGUCCAUGAGCGGCCGUAUCCCUGUCCGGCUGAGGGAUGCGACCGGAGGUUUUCACGCUCGGAUGAGCUCACGCGCCACGUUCGCAUCCACACCGGACAUAAGCCGUUUCAGUGCCGCAUCUGUAUGCGCAGCUUCAGCCGGAGCGACCACCUCACGACUCACAUACGCACACACACGGGCGAGAAGCCCUUCUCCUGUGACUUCUGCGGCAGAAAGUUCGCGAGGAGCGACGAGCGAAGGAGGCACACAAAAAUUCACCAGAGACAGAGAGAUAAAAAGGUGUCAGUGCCCCCUCACAGCUCGAGCGCUGACGGCACAGCGAUGUGAACUAACAUUAUAACAAGUUUUGGUGCCCCAUUAAAACCUGGAAAUAUCGCUCUGUUUGUGUGCGCACAAAUGUUCAAAGGCAGCUUAUGAAUCAAGUGUUGAAUGUUUGUUGUAGUAGGCUAGCUAGACAACGUUCUUAUCACAGAACAUUUCAUGUGAUUCAAAAUGCAGUUGUUCUGAGAUAUAGUGUUUACAGUGAGUCUUUUUAUUGACAUUAUUACUGUUACGUGUCUUAAUAAAUUGUAAUAAACACAAAGUGUGUUUUUUUUUGAGGAUCAGCUUCCCAGUGAAAGCGACAAGUGCCGCAUGGCACUGCAAAGUUUUACCACUAGAGGUCGCAAUUUGGAAACAAUUGAGUGCGGCUGUUCUAUCAAAGCUGAAAGUGCAGGUUAGUAAAAUAGGCCUAUAAACACUACCGUUUAAACGGUAAGAUUUUUUUUUUUUUUUUUUUUUUAAGAAAUACUUUUAUUCAGCAAGGAUGCAUUAAAUUGAUCAAAAGUGACAGUAAAGACAUUUAUAAUGUUACAAAAAGAUUUUUGAUCUUUUGACAUUUCUGUUCAUCAAAAAUACUAAAGGAUUAGUUCACUUUCAAAUUAAAAUUAGUCCAGGCUUUACUCACCCUCAAGUCAAACUUUCUUCUUUCUGAUGAACACAGUCAGAGAAAUAUUAAUAAAUAUCCUGACGCAUCCGAGCUUUAUAAUGGCAGUGAAUAGGGGUCACGAGUAUGAGUGCUUCCAUCCACAUUCAUCUAUCCAUCAUAAACGUACUCCACAUCAGUGUUGCCAAUUUAGUGAUUUUGUCACUAGAUUUAGUGACUUCAGCGCCCCUUUUGAGACUUUUUUCCCCAAAAUUUUAGGAACAAAUCUAGCAACUUCUUGGACAAACCUUAUCUAGAUUCUCAUUUUGUGCCCUGGGCAAUAUUCAUAUUCAUAUAAAUCAAUGAAUUUUCCAUUAUGAUGUCAUCUAGUUACAUUUAGCUACCAGUUUUAGCUACAUUCAAUUGAAAGCAGUUGGCAACACUGCUCCUCACGGCUCCGGGGGGGUUAAUAAAGGCCUUCUGAAGCGAAGUGAUGUGUUUAUAUAAAAAAAUAUCCAUAUUUAACAAGUUAUUAAGUAAAAUAUCUAGCCUCCGCCAGACUGCCUUCCAUAUUCAAGUUACGAAGAAAGAGUAAACUGGCGACGCGUCAGUUACACUUUUUUCCGUAAGUUGAAUAGGGAAGGCAUGAGGGUGAGUAAAGCUUGGGCUAAUUUUCAUUUGAAAGUGAACUAAUCCUUUAAGCAGAACUGUUUACAACAUCAAUAAGAAAUGUUUCCUGAGCAGAAAAUCAGCAUAUUAGUAAGAAUUAUGAAGGAUCAUGUGACACUGAAGACUGGAGUAAUUCAGCUUUGCAUCACAGGAAUAAUUUCUAUUUUAAAAUAUAGUAAAAUAGAAAACAGUUCUUUUAAAAUGUAAUAAUAAUAUUACUGACAUUUUUGAUCGAAUAA
Molecule: messenger RNA, 2862 nt
Organism: Ctenopharyngodon idella (grass carp)
Lineage: Eukaryota; Metazoa; Chordata; Actinopteri; Cypriniformes; Xenocyprididae
Gene: egr2a
Product: early growth response 2a
Exons: 2
Coding region: 190-1377 (395 amino acids)
Biological process (GO): regulation of transcription by RNA polymerase II
Molecular function (GO): RNA polymerase II cis-regulatory region sequence-specific DNA binding; DNA-binding transcription factor activity, RNA polymerase II-specific
Source: RefSeq, a predicted model, not a curated record